Mobula hypostoma (lesser devil ray) is the source of this 1818-nucleotide messenger RNA. Its product is annotated as integrin alpha-D-like. The transcript is spliced from 11 exons. Bases 226 to 1635 code for a protein of 469 amino acids. The record is from RefSeq and is a predicted model, not a curated record. Lineage: Eukaryota; Metazoa; Chordata; Chondrichthyes; Myliobatiformes; Myliobatidae.
CUUCCAUGGAAAAGAGUAAACAGUCGCCGUUUCGGGCCGGGACCGUUCAUCGGAACCGAAGGGUCCCGGCCCGGAAACGUCGACUGUUUACCAUUUUCCACAGAUGCUGCCUGGCCGGCCUGCUAGUGUGUUUCGCUUGGAUUUCCAGAAUCUGCUUAAUUUAUCUUGUUUGUGACUGCACUUUAGUCUGCAUUCAGUUUUGCACAGUACGACCUUGCUGUGCCCAUGUAUGAAAUGAUCUGCCUGGAGCUCACCCCCCUCCCCUUCACACUCCCCCUUCCCCACCUCUCUCCCCCACCCACUCUCUCCCUUCCUCACCUACCCUCUCCCCACCCCUACCCUCUCCAUCUCUCAUUCCUUCCCCUGCCGCGGCGAGGAGAGGAAGCCCUCGCUCCCCGGGAACUCACACCAAGGGACGGGAGGCAGCGGCGGGAUGUUUCCCCCACCCUCACUGAUCCUGUUCUGUGCCUCCGAGCAGAGCACGUUCCUGAGACGGUAGAUGUGGUCUUUCUCUUCGAUGGGUCCAACAGUAUCUCCAGACGAGACCUGGAGCAGAUCAAAAAGUUCAUGUUGAGGACGAUGGAGGAAGCGGAUGCCGGAAUGCAGUUUGCCAUCGUACAAUACUCCGCGCUUGUCAGGACAGAACUGAGCUUUAAAACGUUCCAGGCCCAACGGAAGAAUCUGCGUAAUAUCGUGAAUAACAUCCAGCUGAUGGAGAGUGCAACCUAUACCGCAACUGGGAUCAAUUUUACCAUAAACAGAGUGUUCACUGAGGAGGCGGGGGCGAGAGAAGGUGCGAAGAAGGUCGUGAUCGUGAUCACGGAUGGAGCGACCACACCAGGAGAUAUCAAUGUGACCGAGGUCAUCAGGAAUGCUCAGGAGAAAGGGAUCUUUCGCAUUGCAAUUGGGGUUGGAGAUAGUUUCGAGAAGGGCAGCAGGGGUCUGAGUGAGCUGACCACCAUCGCCUCAUGCACCAGAUGCCUGAUCAAGAUCAAGGAUUAUUCUCUACACUCUGUCCUCCAGGAUGUCCAGUCCAAAAUCGACACAAUCGAUGAGUGUACCGCUGAGAUGGUAGAUGUGGUCUUCCUCUUCGAUGGGUCCAACAGCUUCACCAAAAGAGACCUGGAGGCGAACAAAAAGUUCAUGUUGAAUAUGAUGCAGGCGUCAGGUGCCAACACGCAGUUUGCCAUCGUACAAUACUCCCUGUAUUCCAGAACGGAGAUGAACUUUACAACGUUCCGGACCCAACCAGGGAAUCUGCGUGAGAUCGUGAAUAAUUUCCAACUGAUGGAGAGUUUGACAUUUACCGCAACUGGGAUUAAUUUUACUAUAGACAAUGUGUUCACGGAGGAAGCUGGGGCAAGGGAGGGAGUAGCAAGACUGCUGGUCCUAAUCACGGACGGACAGCCCACACCAGGGGACAUCGACCUCAACCAGGUUGUCGCCAGGGCUCAGGAAAAGCAGAUUCUCCGCUUUGUCGUUCGGACAGUUCUGAGGAUUGUGAAGUGCCUCUUGUCCAGAUUGGAUCCUCCAUUGAGGCUGACGGUCGGGAGCGGCAGCAACUGCGGACAAUCGCUUCCUGCCCCGACACCCUCGCCAUCCUGCGCUGAUACGACGACCUCCCGUCUGUUUUAGAGAAGCUGAAGGAAACCAUUGGAAGCUUUCAGGUUUGCGAUUUUGGAAGGCGCCAUAUUUGUCGGACCUUUCCAGACUGAGGAAGAGAUUGCCGUGCACCGAGGCGGCAUUCUGGCCGCGUGCAAUUGGAUACAUUGUUUUGUUUUUCUUUGCCACAAGAGGUUUAUUUGGUGAUUAAAAUGU